AUGAAUAAAUACAUAAUAUUGUUGAUACUUUGCAGUAUAGGCUUUAGUGCUAGUUAAACAUAGUAAGAGAAAUUCUUUUGCAAAUAAUGUCAUCAUUUUGUUCACACUGUUCAAAAGGUUGAACACUUUUGGGAUAAAUCGAUUGUCUGGUUUUUGGAACUUGUUGCAGAAGGAUAUUGUGCUUAUGCUAAAAUAGAAAAGUUUUCUGUAUGCAAAGGAGCUAUACAUGAAAUGACACCUGUCAUUUUUGAAGGAAUCUAAACAAGAUUUUUGGAUGAAGAUUUCAUUUGUCCAUUAAUUAGAUGGUGUCCUAAGGUUUAUGAAGAAUUGAAACUAGAAGAUUAUAUUUCAAAUAUUCUUAAAGAUAAACCAGAAAACACAUAAUGGCCAGAAAUUGAUAGAACUGAUACUAUUGAAAUCAUACAUGUAAGCGAUAUACAUACGGACUUAUUUUAUAAAGAAGGAAGUGCUUAAAAUUGUGAUGAACCAUUAUGUUGUAGAGAAGGAUUUAAACUUAAGGAUUAUAAUCCUAAAAAAGCAGGGUACUGGGGAAGUGCUGCUGUUUGUGAUUUACCUGAAAGAACUUUUGAAUAAUUUGUAAAUUUCUUGAAAACUGAUGUUAUAAAACCAGAUAAGAGAACAUUCUUAUUUUGGACAGGAGAUAAUGUUCAGCAUGAUGUUUGGAAGUAAGGAAGAGAAUAUAAUAUUAUUAAUUCAAAAAGAAUUACAGAAAUUUUUAAAAAAGCUAAUUUGGGUAUAACGAUAAUACCUUAAGUUGGGAACCACGAAAUGUUUCCAGUUGAUUAAUAUGAUUAUAUGACUGAUAAGGAUAGUAAUUUAAGAGUUGAAUUUUCAAAUAUGUGGAGAGAAUGGCUAGGAGAUGAAACUGCACAAUUUUUCAAAGAAAAUGGAUUUUAUGCUAAAGAAUUUGAUAACCUUAAGGUUAUUGCCUUUGAUUCACAAAUUUGUAAUCCUGAUAAUUGGUAUCUUCUUAAAGACCCAACAGAUCCAACUGGGUUCUUAGAUUGGGCUGAAGAAGAGCUGAAGAAAUCAGAAAAAAAAGAUUAAGCUGUCUAUUUUACUGCUCAUAUUUUCACAUAAGAAUGCAUGGUGCCUUGGGCUAGGAGAUUUAAUGCUUUAGUUGAAAGAUAUGCCUACAUAGUUAGAGGAUAAAUUUAUGGGCAUGCUCAUGGAGAAUUUUAUAAUUUAUACAAAGAUCAAAAUGGAAAACCAAUGAAUAUUGCUUAUAUAAGUUCAUCAUUAACUACAUAUAAUAAUAAAUUACCCAGCUUUAGGAAAUAUAUAGUCGAUGCAAAAACAAUGAUUCCAUUAAACUAUUAUGAAUAUCGUUUAAAUUUGGAUAAAUACAAUUAUAUUGGGAAGGAUGCUAUUUUAAAAUGGGACAUUGCUUUCGAUUUUCUUUCUGAAUAUGGAGUAACAACAAUGUACCCAUCUGAUUUGCAGGCAAUCACCGAACGAUUAUUCACAGAACCUGAACUAGUCAAGAAAUUUGAUUUCAAUUAGAAUUCGGGUACUGGGCUUAGUGGAGAUACUGUAUUAUUUCAUUUAUAUUUAGCCUUAAUACUUAUAUUGUUUAUUAAAUAACAGCAUUAAGGACGAUCUGAAAGUUUGCAAAGGUGAGACUCUUACAAAAGAUUGGACAUAAUACAUUUCACCAGGAUGGAGAAGGAGGAUUGUUACUUCGGAUAAGAAAGUAGAAAAGAAAUCUAAAAAAUAAAAGAAAUAGAAAAAAUGA
Molecule: messenger RNA, 1756 nt
Organism: Paramecium octaurelia
Lineage: Eukaryota; Ciliophora; Oligohymenophorea; Peniculida; Parameciidae
Source: the annotation of a GenBank genome assembly